AUGAGGACCUAUCCGUACCCAGAAGUCAUCGGAUGGUAUCUGGGGAAUGCCAGAACUGUGGCAAGGUACAGGACAGAAGUGCAGCUGGAUAGCUCCACUCUACUUAAAGCAAGUCCUGAGCUAGCCAAGGGCAUCAAAAUACCUUACAUGAAGGACAGCACUGGCAUAACUCGCUACACGACCAUAUGGAAAAGAGGAACCAAUGUGGCCUUUGAUGCUUCCAAUUAUAACUCCAAAUCCAUAGUCCAGGCUGCUUCGUCUGAAUCUACAGAAUCAGUUGCUGCAAUGUUGAGUAAUCUUCUGAAAAAUAAGAAUUAUACAGAUGAAGAGCUCAGUAAUAUAAAUCUGUCUGUACAAUCAGUGAACAUACAGCUCUUAGUUCCAGGAACUUGCCCAAGCAACUCCACCAUCUACAAUGGGAAUGGGGAAUUUAUAUAUCUUUGGAUGGAAACAAAUCCAGCAGUAACAGCUAGACAACCAUGCCAAACAAACCAUGUUGAGUUUGCCACAAGAUACUGCAAUAUCAAUGUCAGCAGUGAACAUGCAGAAUGGGAUAAUCCUAACUAUAACAUGUGUGUUCCUAGUACAUUGGAGGAUUUAGAAUAUGUCACUGUAACACCAGAAAACGCAAACUAUUUGGCAGAGCAGAUUUUAAAUCUAACGAGGAAAAUGUCGUCCUUACCUGAAAACAAUAUAAGAAUCAUUCUCACCAAACUGUCUGAAAUAAUUGCACUGGGAAAAAUGGGUCUUGAGACUGCAAAUAUUAAUUUGGCGUUAAUAAGUUUAAUUUUGACAAAAGCUGACAAUUCAUUGCCGAUGUUUACCAACCAGAUACUAAACAUUACGGAGGAAAUUGGUUUCGCAAUUGAUUUUCCUGGAGACACAGCAAAUGUCACUGUUGAUUCUCUGGCUUUACUUGUAGCAAAUGUUGAUUUUAAGAACUUUAAAGAACUUUACUUCACCGUUGAGUCAUACCUGGAUGGGAAGGACAUAGAGAUAACACUAGAAAAUGUGCCUGUAGACCAGGCUGUUGCCUACAUCCAUUUACCUGAAGAAAUAAAAGACCAAGUGGCUGCAGCAGGUUCCAAAGUGCAGUUUAACUUUUUUGGGAAUUCAUCACUUUUUAAGGAUUAUGAUUCCAGCAAAUACAUAUUAAACACUAAUAUCAUAAGUGGCAGUGUUGAGGGCACUAAGAUAGAAGCACUGAAGAAGCCGGUGGAAGUUACUCUGCGGCACCUUCAUAAAAAUGUGGACCGUCUCCCAGUGAAGUGUGUAUUUUGGGACUUUAAUAUAAACAAUAAUUUAGGUGGAUGGAACGAAUCCGGGUGUUCAAAAUCCUUUACAAACAUGGAAUAUACAUCUUGUAACUGCAGUCAUCUUACGCACUUUGGAGUUCUACUUGAUAUUUCUAGAACAGGUAUCGACCCUUUAGACGAUCAUAUUUUGAGCCUCUUGACUUAUGUUGGCUGUGGCCUUACUUCUCUGUGUCUGGGGUUUGCCCUUGUAACAUAUGGAAUGUUUAGGCAGCUGAGAAAGGAUUACCCUUCUAAAAUAUUGAUUAAUCUCUCUUUUUCGCUAUUGAUGCUUAAUUUGACUUUCUUAGUCAAUAACUGGUUGUCGUCAUUCCAAAAUCAGGGUCUCUGCAUCUCUAUUGCUGCCACUCUUCAUUACUUCUUACUGACCUCCUUCACCUGGAUGGGACUGGAGGCUGUGCACAUGUACUUUGCAUUUGUCAAAGUCUUUAAUUCGUAUGUCCAUAAAUACAUACUAAAGUUAUGCAUAGCUGGCUGGGGAAUACCAACAAUUGUAGUUGUUAUAGUUCUCAGUAUAAACACCAAUUAUUAUGGGAGUGGAUCUUCUUACACGCAAUAUAGCGAAGUUGGUGACAGCUCUGACUUAUUCUGUUGGAUUCAGAAUGAUGUUGUAUUCUAUGUGACAGUCGUGGCGUACUUCGUUGUCAUCUUUCUUACCAACAUAUCCAUGUUUAUUGUUGUGCUCCUUCAAAUCAAGUCAUUGAAGUCUACUAGGAUAAAGGAUUGGAAGACACUCUUUCUUCAUGACAUCAAAAACACACUCAGCCUCGCUUUCUUACUUGGAUUAACUUGGGGCUUUGCCUUCUUUGCAUGGGGUCCUGUUCGAAUUGCCUUUUUGUACCUUUUUGCCAUUUUUAAUACAUUACAAGGCUUUUUUAUUUUUGUGUUUCACUGUCUAAUCAAGGACAGUGUAAGGAAACAAUGGAGGAUGUAUCUCUGCUGUGGAAGAUGCCGACUUGACAAUUAUUCAGAUUGGAGUAGACUGAGCAAUGUAGACACAAAACAUGGCCGCAUAUGCUUGACGCCAUCAGACUCUUACCAAUCAACUAGAUCUAACAACACCGCCUCUACCUCUAACGCUUCAAGUCUUUCAGGCUUCUCCAGAGAUGGCUAUUAUGAGAAGGCUUCUAUAAACGGAAAAGGAGGAUUGUUCCAAUAUGCUAGCACAGCACCUUCCAUUCACGCAACUAUCUUUCCCAAAGUGAGGAGAGCAAAUCCAGAUACCAAGAGAAUAUUGUCAUUCAUGGAUGUAGAGACUCAAUGAAGUCAGCUGUUGACAGAACAUGUUGCAUCUUGCAGUGCAGUGACCCUAAAGGGUCUAAUUCUAACACAAAGAGGCCACCAGUGUGGGUGUCGUCGGCAGCCAGACUUAUGACAUUAAGUUAAUAUGGAUAUAUGUACAGCUGCCAACUGAUGUCAAUCCACGUCCACAAGUGUCAUUAUUAGUAUUGGCAUCUACAUCUACCUCAUGCUAGUUGUAAUAGAGCCAUCAGAAACAGGUGUACCGGUGGCGUCCACAUGGCUUAUAUUAGGAUGGAACCCUGGCUACACAACAUUCCCAUAUCACUCCCAUUCUUUUGUGUGUAUUUUCAAAGCAGCCACCCAGUUGACACCCAGAAACACCCAAGUCACAUAAGGUGUGUAUGCAUGAUACAACGCAAGCACAGUUUGCUAAAAAUGGCUACAUGCGUGUGGUUUCUGUCUUGUGUGUGACUCAUAAUCAGACCAGGGGCGCAUUUACAGAGGAGGCGGUCCAUGUGCCGACUCCGUAUGGGCUCCCUCCACUCUACAGCGCCAUAAACUCUGGCAUUAUGCCAGAGUCUACUGUGCAGGUCUCCGGAAACAUGGCACCUGUCCUGUUCCAGCGAGUAAACACUACUGCGCAUGCGCGGUGGACAUUUUCCCAGUGAUUUUUCCCAUGGCUGCAGUGCUGACUAGGGAUUUCAGAAAAGUAAGUAUUUAAAUUGGGCCCCCCUGGACCCAGGGACCGGUGUGCACCGCACAUACUGCACCCAUUAUAAAAACACCAAUGAAUCUGGUAAAAUGUUCUCAAAUCCUUUGUAAUUAAGGAUGACUAUCAAACAUAACAAGGGGUGUUGCACAUGUCAUGUAUCAGGCCAGAUAACAGGAAGAACAAAUGGCCCUCACCAAAUGUGAAAGAGUCGGAAUCACAGGUUUUUUUGGGGGGUAAUGUAGCAUUAUGAUGAAUGGCCUGAUUAUGUGUUGUACACAAAAGCGCGUGCAGCAGCGCCUGUUGUCUGUUGCCCGUCUACGACUACACACUGUUUCCCUUGUGUACAUCUGUGCAGAUGAAUGUGCCAAAACUGAGAUGCCCACUUUUAUCACUUGUGCAUGUUGUAAUUCUGAUUAGUGCGUCCUGAUUCGCCACCAUCGGUCGCAGCAUUGCAAAUUGCAUCAGUCCUAUGGCAGCUGCAGUGUCUCCCUCUGACCACGGCCUCCUAUACCUGCGUCUAUAAAUGCAUCCGCUUGCAGUGACACACCUGCAACACCCCUAUAACACACACACUGAACGCCCCAUUUCUGCGUGCACUGCUUGCCACCUCCCAGUCACCACCACCUUUCUGAUACUGUAUGUUCCGAUCACACAGCGUCUCUGUGUGUACAAUCUAUGUUAUAAUUGUCUGUUAUUAUCCAGGUUUGUUUUAUCACUGUUGUUUCCACCUGUACAGCUUAACGGAAUUUGCUGCGCUAUAUAAAAAACUGUUAAUAAAUGUAACACAUGUGACUCAGAAUCAGGCCUAAAAUGUAAUUAAUAUCUAGCAUUAGUCUUUAGGCCAACACUAAAUUCAGCAUGAA
Molecule: messenger RNA, 4130 nt
Organism: Pseudophryne corroboree (corroboree frog)
Lineage: Eukaryota; Metazoa; Chordata; Amphibia; Anura; Myobatrachidae
Gene: ADGRG4
Product: adhesion G protein-coupled receptor G4
Exons: 18
Coding region: 1-2577 (858 amino acids)
Biological process (GO): adenylate cyclase-activating G protein-coupled receptor signaling pathway; cell surface receptor signaling pathway
Cellular component (GO): plasma membrane
Molecular function (GO): G protein-coupled receptor activity
Source: RefSeq, a predicted model, not a curated record